ACGGAUAGCUGAUGUCAUCACGUUAGGUUAGUGUCAAAACUUCCGUGAAGACACCACCUCGAUUAAACUUAGAAAUAAACCGGUAUAGAGCGGAUGAAAAUCUGUAUUUGUCUUCGGAGAGGACCAUAUACCUGUAGCUAACAGGUAUAUGUUACUAUAGCAUAUUAAAUAAUUUGUUAAUAGCCACGGGCGUGUCGUAUUUCGGCUGAUUUGAGCACCAAGCUAAGCUAAGCUAGUUUGGCUUGAGCCGCAAACAUGAUGGCGUCUAGCUACAACGCUAAGGAAGAAGACGGCCAUCAUUCCGGGGCCUCUGGAGCAACGGGAAACGCCGUACGGAGUAAAAAACCAGACAACACGGCUUUCAAACAGCAGCGUUUACCGGCGUGGCAGCCUAUUCUUACAGCUGGUACUGUGUUACCGGCGUUCUUCGUUAUCGGGUUGAUCUUCAUCCCUAUCGGUAUCGGGCUGUACGUAACGUCCAACAACAUCAAGGAGUUCGAGAUUGAUUACACUGGAGUAGAUGCCUCAAGUCCAUGCUACAACUGCUCACAAAGCAGCUGGAACAGCUCGACACAGUGUAGAUGCUCACUGCCCUUCUCUCUUGAGCAGCCCUUUGAGAGCAAUGUUUUUAUGUACUAUGGCCUUUCAAACUUCUACCAAAACCAUCGCCGCUACGUGAAAUCCCGAGAUGACAGCCAGCUGAACGGAGACCUCACUUCUCUGAAGGAUCCGAGUAAAGAAUGCGAGCCGUACCGCUCGAUUGGAAUCACACCCAUUGCCCCCUGUGGUGCUAUUGCUAAUAGCAUGUUUAACGACACACUGGAACUGAUUUAUCAUGAUCCCAAUGGAACCAGAAUAACAAUUCCACUGAUAAAGAAGGGCAUUGCCUGGUGGACAGAUAAGCAUGUGAAAUUCAGAAACCCUGGUGGCAGUAACUCCAACCUCACUGUUGCCUUUCAAGGAACUGCGAAACCAGUCAACUGGCGUAAGCCUGUCUUUGAGCUGGACACCGACCCGGAGAACAACGGCUUCAUUAACGAAGACUUCAUCGUGUGGAUGCGGACGGCUGCCCUGCCCACGUUUCGGAAACUCUACCGCAUCAUCCAGAAGAAGAACAACAUGACGCCAACGCUUCCCAGAGGCAACUACACUCUGGAAGUCACUUACAAUUAUCCAGUGCGCAGCUUCGAUGGUCGGAAGCGUAUGAUCCUCAGCACCAUCUCCUGGAUGGGAGGAAAGAACCCGUUCCUGGGCAUCGCCUACAUCACCGUGGGCUCCGUCUGCUUCUUCCUCGGAGUCGUCCUGCUCGUCAUCCACCACAAAUACGGAAACCGCAACAACAGCUCUGACAUUCCCAACUAAAUCGGUGUGAUCACCUGCAUGCCAUCUGCCACAUGCAUGAUGAAGACCACACGCUUCUCUUCUGAGCUCGUCUGUGUGUAUAUGUGUCCUGUGUGUAUAUGAGUCUCGUGCUUGGAGUGCAGCGCCGCAGAGCAUUAUGUUUGACAGUUGUUGAAAUAUAUAUAUAUAUAUAUAUAUACGUAUUUAUUUUUAAAGAGGUUAAUGAUGUUCUGUAUUGAGUCAUGAUUUUAUUUUUAGCCAGUAUUUCAUUAUUUUAGUAUGGCACACAAGCUUCUAUAAUAUUACAUGUAUAUAUUUGCUCAGGCUGCGAUAAGUGUGAAUGUAUAGAAGUGUUAAUGCUAAAAGAAAAUGACAGGACACAUGAUCCAGUAGAUCAUCUUUAACAGCUGUAGAUCAGCAAAACAUGAGCCUUAUAGCUUCAGUGCAAAGGCGGAUUAACUAACAGUGAAAUGCUUGUAAUUAAAACAACUCAGUUUCUACAGUGUGAAGUUUCAUUUCUCCUAAGCAAUUUGGGAUUGAAACAUUCCUCCUUCUGUGGUUUAUAAAGUGACUCAAAGUUAUCACUUGACCUGUGUGUGGUAUUUAAAUGCACUCCUUUGUGUCUUUUAAUGGUGUUUUUUUUUUUUAUUGAGGGAUUUUGGUUUUAUGGUUUGAAGAUUUUAUGAGUGUCACAGGUUGUCGUGUUCGUCACGUCCAGCUGUUUGCACUUUAGGCUUGGCACAGCUUUACAUCCUUUAUUUUGGUCACUUUUCCGGAUGUGUAUGUCCCUGUCGUUUCCAGAGAAAUAAAAUUAGUUGGAAACAAA
Molecule: messenger RNA, 2167 nt
Organism: Hemibagrus wyckioides
Lineage: Eukaryota; Metazoa; Chordata; Actinopteri; Siluriformes; Bagridae
Product: cell cycle control protein 50A-like
Exons: 7
Coding region: 256-1362 (368 amino acids)
Biological process (GO): phospholipid translocation
Cellular component (GO): Golgi apparatus; plasma membrane; endoplasmic reticulum
Source: RefSeq, a predicted model, not a curated record